AUGGACCCUGAUCGAAUGAAGGAGUUGAAGGUCUUCUACGCCGACUUCGUCACACCAGAGAAUCUCAAACAGCGCAGAAAGGAGCUGAAGGAGAAUCCACACCGGAGAUCUAAGGUGUUUAGCUUCGUCGACAUCAACGCUGGCAAGAUCGGCGAGGACGAGGUGGAACUGGAAGCCAAUUUCCAUUUCACCCUGGGUUUCAUCGCUUCCUUUGCGCACUGCAUCCCUCCGCAGAUAGAAGUGGAGGAAUGCCUCUUUGGAUUGUCCUUGGAGUACCGGUUGAACGAUCAUUUCAAGACCCGGGGCCAGCACCGCGCCUGGGCACGCACAGAAGCAGGCUUGCAUCGAGCCCUUGGGGCUUACAUCCUCAACCGGAAUCAGCGCAACCAAGCGUGCAGGAAAGGAAGAGAGCGCAUGGAGACUUUGAAGCAAGUUGCACGAGCUCGCUUGGAGGAUCAUGGUCUCCUUGAGAAUGGCAAGAAGAAACCUACAAGGGGGAAGAACGCCGCUGCUGCUCGAGAGGCUGAGAAGAAGGAAGCUGAAAGCGCUACAGGUUCGGCUGGUGACACGGCUGACACGCUGCCAAUGCCCGAUGAUCACCACCAACAAAUUUUGGACCACAUGCUUGACGAAGAAGAACUAGAGGCUGAGGAGAUGUUUGAUUUUAUCAUCAACGGAUCCCAGGCUGAGGGGGGGGAAGAAGAGGAGCGAGAACAUGAUGAGGUUGUGGAGGCUGUGGUCGAUCAUGAGGACUCCAACAAUUAUGCUGAUGUAGGAGAUGAUGAUGACAAUGAUGCUAUGACCCCCGCACAGAGCAAAGAAGCAGCGGCAGCAAAGACCCCUCCCAAAGUUCCCAAGAAGCAGGCUGCACGCAGCAAGGCCGAGGCCACAGAACUUGCUGCGCCCCAGCCGGACGAUGAGGCUGAGGAGGACACCAAAGCUCUGACGCAGUUGCCUAGCCUUCCUCCCCAGACAAGCUUGGAUCAAGCAGAGAAAGUUUGCGCCAGCUUGGAGUCUGAUUCCCAAGCAGACUUGUUGAAGGCGCAAAGGAAGGUGCGACAGUCUGUCAGAGCGUCUUUGGCCGGCGAUGGGGAUGAAGACGAAGAGGAGGACCGGGACAGAAAAUUGAAGGAAGAGAUCGAGGCCAAUGAGGGUGGGACAAAGGGAAAAGGCAAAGGGCGUGGUAGGGGUCGAGGGCUGAAGCGACCUGCAGCUGCGAUCAAAACUGAUGCUGCGGCCCCACAGAGCUCCAAGAAAACAGAACCUUCUGGUGAUGAGUGUGAGGAUGACAUCCCCGCAACCCAGCCAGAUUCUGACGAGCCUGACCAAGUUGAUGUUCCUGAGGUUCCGCCCAAAAAAAAGAAAACCCAGGGAAAGAGUCCGUUGGCAUCCCCCAAGCCUGCCCCUGCUUCGAAGAAAAAGGAUACCAAGAAUGCCAAGACCAGUAAGCCGUCCAUCAAGGCUCCCAAGAAAGCAAGCCCGAAAAGUAAGAACGCAGCCGCAAAGAAGAAGCCUUCAAAGCGUACACUGGAGGAACUGAAGCAGUAUGUUUUGCGCUUGUGGAUGCAUGUGCACAUUACAUUAUAUUACCAUGUAUAUCAUGCAUGUGCGCGCUGA
Cladocopium goreaui is the source of this 1617-nucleotide messenger RNA. The record is from the annotation of a GenBank genome assembly. NCBI's taxonomy places the organism in Eukaryota, Dinophyceae, Suessiales, Symbiodiniaceae.